AUGGAUGUCGAGCAGUUGCAGAAAAGCUGGGCCGAUCUUGCGCUAGAGGAGGAGGAGAGCGGGGGGUUGGACGCCCCAGUCCAGGAUGGUGAGGGUUGUAGUGCCACCCGCUAUGAGUUGGUAGGGCGCUUUUUGACAACGAGGCAGAUCAAGUUUGAACAGAUGCAGCAGGUGAUGGCGUCCGUGUGGAAACCUAUGAUGGGAGUCAGGGUCCUCCAGAUUAAUGAAAACUUGUUCUUGUUCCAGUUCCCUCAUCGUAAGGACUUGCAGCGGGUCAUCGAUGAUGGCCCGUGGUCUUUUGAAAAUAAUACUUUCGUGUGUAAGGAGAUCACGUCCCAGGUUCGCCCGGAGGAGGCCGUGUUGGAUACGGUAGAUUAUUGGGUGCAGGUUCAUGACCUGCCGGGGCGCCAUGCAACGCCGGAUUUCCUGAAACAAAUUGCGAAUCACGUUGGCACUUUCAUAGCGUUAGAUCAGAAUAAUUUUGGAGGCAACUGGCGGAGUUUCCUGAGGGUUCGGGUGGCUAUUAAGGUGGCCGAGCCGUUGAGGAGGCGGAUGAAAGUGCGUCAGCGUGAUGGGUCCUUUACGUGGAUAGUGUUCAGUAUUACUUGA
This is a messenger RNA of Ipomoea nil (Japanese morning glory), 609 nucleotides long. RefSeq lists its product as uncharacterized. Bases 1 to 609 code for a protein of 202 amino acids. The record is from RefSeq and is a predicted model, not a curated record. The transcript has a single exon. NCBI's taxonomy places the organism in Eukaryota, Viridiplantae, Streptophyta, Magnoliopsida, Solanales, Convolvulaceae.